ACAUACUUCACGGCUUCGACGUUUGUAGAUGACAGUGGGUAUUUUUAACCACUGUUAUCAUCUCGUUGUGCUACUUGGGACACUGGAGUUUUAUAUAAAGGGUGGUCCUUGAAGAUGCAGCUGUACAGUAGUGCGCUGACACAUUACCCUGGCUCUUCGCGCAAAGUUUCGAUUUCUGUUUCAAGUGUCACCAAUAACGUGCCUGCAGUUCGAGAGAGGAGUACCUUGGUGAUUAACAGGACCGAUAAUCGAAGUGUUACAGCGUGUAAAGGGGACUCCGUAAACAAGACCGCGUCCGCUACAAAUAUGCCUGCCCUUUCGUGCUACGAGGCUGUUUCUGUCAAGCCGACCUGCUACACGACCACUGCCGAGAUCAUCGUUACCCGGCCCAGUGGAGUGGAAAGAUCCGUUCCUAUCCACAUAGUUAAAGAAUCCAGGCAUAAAUGGAUUCCAUCGGCAACCUACUUCCACGAGUCUUCCUGCCCGGUGCUUGAUGAGGAGGAUUCCUUACGACCAGAUGGCGGAUUGAUCGAGGACUUAAUGGAUCAGAUGAGGAACGGGGUGGAGGUGUUUGAUGAAUAUCAGAAAGUAUUAGAAAAUAAUAUGAUUAACAUCGACAGAAAAUCAGACCGAACGGGCUACAGAUACGAUGGCUUUAGUUCGGAAAAUGAACUGGGAGAGAAAGUGCCUCUCGCAAGCGACUGUAAAAAUAACUCUGAGAUUUUGGGAGUUGUAAUGAACCAUUCUGCCCACGAUUCACCCAAAGUAACUGAUUCUAGAAGCAACGGGAGUGCGCAACAGGAACCUCAGCCAAGCAUCGAUGAGAAUGACCAGCUGCAAGAAGCAUCUGUUUAUAAUCGGUACAAUUUACAGACCUCUGCACAAAACACAAUGGAAACCAAAACCGAAAUAAACGACAGAGUGACACAUUAUUUGGCCGAAGUGGAAAAACAGAAUAAAUACCUCCAAGAGAGACAUAAAUAUAGAUUUCACAUAAUCCCCGAUGGCAAUUGCUUGUACAGAGCGGUGUGCAAGGCGGUUUAUGGGAACCAGUCGAUGCAUAAAGAGUUACGGGAGCAGACAGUGCACCACAUAGCGGAUCACCUGGAUGAGUUUAGCCCCAUCAUUGAGGGCGAUGUCGGUGCGUUCCUGAUCAACGCUGCGCAAGACGGUGCGUGGGCUGGCUACCCCGAACUGCUGGCUAUGAGUCAGAUGCUAAACGUAAACAUACAUCUAACCACUGGGGGGAGCUUGGAAAGUCCAACGGUUUCCACCAUGGUACACUACCUGGGCGAAGAGGACACAUCGAAGGCUAGCAUUUGGUUAAGCUGGCUAAGCAACGGCCACUACGACGUUUUGUUCGACAGAUGUUUGCCGAAUCCCGAGUACGAGAGCUGGUGCCGUCAGACGCAAGUGCAGAGGAGAAGGGACGAGGAACUGGCCAAGUCAAUGGCAGCGUCUUUGUCCAAAAUGUACAUUGAGCAAAAUGGUGCCUCUUGAAAAGCUGUGUGUAUUUUUGUGAAUGUACUGUAUGUUUUUAAAGCCCGUGGCACCCUCGCCAAGUCCAACGCACUUUAUCACUGUAUAACUUUAGUCAUAAACAUUGCCUUAAAUUAUUUUUCUAAGCUGAGUUUUAUUUUAUUAUAAACUUGUGUGAAAGCUACAGCAGGUUGCAGUGCACCUGAUGGAAUCUUACUAUUUGAUAUUGGUAUGACACGACUUUAUAACACAAAGUGAUUAAAUAUUUUAGUAGGAUUGCAGUAAGUUUCUUUUUAGUACAUCCAGUUUUAAACUUGUUAUAUCAAUCAUUUUAAGUUUUCAUUUUCAGCGGAAUGCGGAGAUAGUGAUGCCAAAUGAAAUGGUGGAUUUUUUUUUCUCGUCGCUUUUUGUAAAUUGAACGGAACGUGGAACAAUACCUUGUGGUAAAUAUAAGAGACUGGAACGCCAUUCAUACCGACACAGUGCUGUCAAUAGUUUUUUUUUCUUUUAUUUCCAGUUUUAACACUUUGUAUUAAGGGCAAGACUAGUAAUCGUAUUUUCCGAAGUUGUUGUACGUUUUGAUAUGUAUUUUUUCUUCUAUGUGGCUUCAUUUCUUUAGGAUUACUCGUAUAGAACUGAGAACUUGUGUCCAGGUUUUUACUUUGUAACUGAAACAAUAAAACGUAAAAAGGUU
This is a messenger RNA of Megalops cyprinoides (Indo-Pacific tarpon), 2173 nucleotides long. RefSeq lists its product as uncharacterized. Lineage: Eukaryota; Metazoa; Chordata; Actinopteri; Elopiformes; Megalopidae. Bases 115 to 1500 code for a protein of 461 amino acids. Gene Ontology annotation, biological process: protein deubiquitination. The transcript has a single exon. The record is from RefSeq and is a predicted model, not a curated record. Gene Ontology annotation, molecular function: cysteine-type deubiquitinase activity.